Messenger RNA from Plenodomus lingam JN3, 360 nucleotides. RefSeq lists its product as uncharacterized. Lineage: Eukaryota; Fungi; Ascomycota; Dothideomycetes; Pleosporales; Leptosphaeriaceae. The record is from RefSeq and is a predicted model, not a curated record.
AUGCCUCAGGAUAUGCCGCCAAGUGGCGGCUACAACCCCGUCCAAUACAAGCGCAACCUACCCGCCCGUGGCUUCCGACCAGCCGCAUACCUCGUUGGAACAGCCGUGUUGAUGACAUAUGGAUUCUGGAGGGUUGGGCAGGGAAUCAGGGAGCACAACGAACUCGCGCGCGAGAAGAUGUGGGCACGGAUACACCUCAUCCCUGCGCUACAGGCCGAGGAAGACCGUGAUCAAGUACGAAGAUAUCUGGCGGAUAAGGCGAGAGAAAAAGAAUUGAUGGGCUCAGAUACGAGGGUGUACCACAGCGACCGAUUUGUCCGACCAACCUUUGCUGUCACACCAGAAAACGAGACCAAAUAG